CACCUCUGCAACAGUUAUUGUGCUGGCUCCGCUGCAGUGUCUGCUACUGCUGACCGAAUGACUGACUGAGUUUCCCGCCUCCACCAACUUAAACGCAACUUUGUUUUACUACGGUUGCUGCGGGACUCUGCAAACAUAACAGUCAAUUUCUGAAACCAGGAUGAAGUUUCACUCAGUUUCGCGUGAGGCGGUUUUCUGGUGUGACUUGCUGCAACGUGUUCUGAGGCCCUGAGGUCUUGGGAGAAGAGGUUAAAUUUGGGAGGGGCGAAAAAAACUGAGAAGACGCAGCCGUCACUUUCUACGGCAGUCAUCCUGAAUCUUCCACUUUAGACAGACCCACUGAGAUACAUUCUCUGAUCCCAAGGCCAUCAUCUUAGGAGUAGUUUGCCAGAAGCUUGUCCUCGGUGUAAGUUGAGCAAGGAGGAUCUGUCAACAGGUGCCUAGUGAUAUGAGGGUUCGUGUGGCGAAACAGGUGCAUAUUGGCCUCAUGAGCUCCAUGGCCUCCGACAGGGCCUCCGCUGUGCUGGGAGUGAAGAGCCUUGGUAAGGAGACUUCGGCGAAUAAUGGAGAUGCUCUCAUAUCCGUGAACUACGGCUUGCCUGAGAACGAAUCCCCUCGGUUUUCAUUCGAGACUUCAGAGGGGGACUCACCAUGCACAAAGUGCAGAAUGCGGAAGUCUUUGGAUACUAGGUCUAGAAGUUUGGAUUGCUUAGACGAGACCUACAGGUCCAAAAGCUGCAGCUGUGGGGCUGCAAGGCACGGGGAGGAAGGGUUGUACGUGUGCCAGAUGUGUGGGUUUUGCGAUCCAGUGGAAAGCGAAGAAGUCUGCCCGGAGAAUAGCUUUCCUCCUAGAAGCUGGGGAACGGUGCCCCAGCAGACGAAAGCAGAAGGGUUUUCUUCUGAUGUUACUUGCCUUGCUGGAGAGCGGCCAACGUUGAGUGGCUCGGAUGACGAACUGUGCCAGAUGGAACUCGUAAUCGGCCAAAACACGGAGAGCCUGCCGUUCUGUGGGCUGGAUUUGAGGCGAAACAGUGUGCCUGUAUCCUCACCACAAGGGCCUCAAUGCACCAAUGGUUGCGGCACUGCCAUGAAUAACAAAAUGCGUGACAGAACGGACUUUGUAUGUGCCGUGUGCCAUAAAAAUGGCUUCUCUAGUUUGGAAAGGCUCAACAGGAAAAGCAAACCCAUGUGCUCUCAGGACAGAUGCCUUAAGAGGUCCACGCCAUUCAUGUUGUCUGUACCUGACUGUAGUGACAGCGAGGGCUCUGUGUCCGAUAGCGAGUUUGUGCGUAACAAGAAAGAGCGCUCUACUGUCCUGGUCAGGAGGUACCUCAAGAACAACCAGAAGAUCAAAAAGACAGUGUGCACCGGCACAAGAGCUAUAGUGAGGACUCUACCCACCGGCUGCAUCUCUGACAGAGUCUGGGAGUCUGUUUGUGGGAAAACAUGCCACCUUGGUGAUGAUGCGAGAGGAUACAGCAGAGCUCUUCAGGCCAUCCAGCUGCAUGUUUCCAGGGCCCUUCUCACAUACCCAGGGGUCAGGUUUGCCGAGAUUGACCAUGUUGAUCCUACCCUGAGUCCUGAGGUCUAUCUCCUGCACCCGUCCAGAAAGCUGCUUGCCCAGGCUGUGUCAUGGCCACCGGUCUCCCCGUCGCGGAUUAGAUUUAGGGCCUGUCCUCCUAGAACCAGCAUUGCAGCUCGUCUAAGCGGGGCCCUGCUGGAGGCCACAGCUGCUCUCGGGGCCCGAAGUUCUCUGCCCGGCUUCACUGUUGGCUCCACAGGUCGAGCGAUGCUGAAAGAACGGCAGCUGUGCAGCUCCAUGGCCAACUCCAGCAUCCUCCCGUCCACCGUGACGGGCAUCAGUAAGGAACUAGCCAACCUGCGGCACCUCAUCCAGUUCCCAGAGGAGAUCGCCACCAUCCUGACAGAACAGGAGCAGCAGCUGUACCGCCGCGUCUUCCCCCUCGACUACCUCAGCUUUCUCACCCGAGACCUGGGAAGCCCAGAGUGCAACAAACGCCACCCGCACCUGAAAGCCUCCUUGUCCGCCCCCAUCAUGCCCACUCAGAAUGACCACCACAACACAGUAGAAGACCUCGUCACAAGAUUCAACGAGGUGAGCUCAUGGGUGACCUGGCUUAUCCUGACUGCUGGGUCCAUGGAGGAGAAGAGAGAAGUCUUCUCAUACCUUGUCCAUGUGGCAAAGUGCUCCUGGAACAUGGGCAACUACAAUGCGGUCAUGGAAUUCUUGGCAGGUCUCAGGUCUCGCAAAGUGCUGAAAAUGUGGCAGUUCAUGGACCAGGUGGAUAUUGAGACCAUGCGUGGUCUGAAGGACGCCAUGGCCCAGCAUGAAUCAUCCUCUGAGUACAAGAAAGUGGUCAACCGUGCCCUUAACAUCCCUGGAUGCAAAGUGGUGCCCUUCUGUGGCGUGUUCCUUAAGGAACUUAGCGAGGCUUUGGACGGUGCAGCCAGCAUUAUUGGACUGCGUCCAUCAUUUGAUUCUCAAAAAGAUCCUGUUGAGUUUGUCACCGACUACAACGGCCAGCAGCACUUCCUGCAGAGGGUCGGGAGCAAUGGGCUCCACAGCUCAGACAAGGAGGCGACCGUUAGUAACAUUCUGCAGACGAUUCGCAGCUGCAACCGAAGCCUGGAGGCAGAGGAGCCUGAGGAGAAGGCACAAGAGAUCACAGUUUGCCCCAAAAAUUCCUUCAAAGACAAGAGCAGAAACCAGUUUUUAGUAGGGGACCUCUCAGACUCUGAAGUGGACCCGCUUGAGCCGGCUAAGGAUGCAGACCUCCAGACCACAGAAGAGGUGCAUGGACCAUUUAGCCACGGAACAGAGCUCAUCCCCUGGUACGUGCUCUCUCUUCAACCAGAUAUCCACCAGUUCCUGCUCCAGGGAGCAACCGUUAUCCACUACGACCCCGAGACCCACCUCACCGCCCGCUGCCUCCUCCGUCUACAGCCCGAUAACUGCUUCCUUACCUGGUCCAAGCCCCACAGCAGCUGUGGCCCAGGUAGAGGAGCCAGAGGCUUCAUGGGACAUCCACCAUCCCCAGACCACUUACCCCUGGGCCAACCUGUGCACUGCGGACUGACCGAUGGACUCCUAGACCUUAACGUGGUGAAGGCCGUGUUUAUGGGUCACCCUGGAUUGGAUGUUAACUAUGUGUGCCUGCAGCACAAACUGUGUAACAUGAACCCUGGCGAAAAUGGUGUCACGCUGCUAUAUGGACUUCACACCACAGACAACAGGCUCCUGCACUUUGUGGCCCCCAAGCACACGGCACAAAUGCUGCACGAGGGCCUCCAGGAGCUGCUCAGUGCCAUCAGGAAGAUCAGGAAGUUUCCUGACCAGAGACUACAAUGGCUGCGAAAGCAGUUUGUUAGUUUGUACCAGGAGGAUGGUAGAUUUGAGGGGCCCACACUGGCCCAUGCUAUCGAGCUGUUCGGUGGGAGACGCUGGAAUAUGGGUGCUAGCGGCCCUGGAUCCGCCAGCAAGAGUGCGGAGAAGAGCUCAGCCCAGAAAAACAGCCCGCUGGGCAUUAACUCCAACGUCAAGAAGAAGAAGAAAGCCUUAGUCAGGGGGGACAGUGGUGAUGGAACAGAUGAUGAGAUGAUCUCACGCAAGACCAGGAGCUGUAAAGAGACUUUGGGGAGGAGAGAAUCAGACCCUUUGGAAAGUGUUGAGCAGGAAAACGCUGAGGACUGCAGUACCUUUGGCCACCCUGGAUCCCUUUCCUUAUCCAACAGCAAAGGCCAGUCUCCUGGAUCCUCCUUAUCCUCCUCCUCAUCUUCCUCUGGCUCCUUUAGCACAAACACCUCCACCCCUACCCGCCCUCAUUCCUCCCCCAAUCUCCCCGGCAACUCCAAAAGUCAACCAGGGGCUUGGAGCAGUCGGAGCUGGCAUGGUCGAGGGAAAGGCUGCUUCAGGGGCUUUCAGGACCUCAUGAUCUCCGACAGCAUCAUGAGCUUUGUUGAAUUUGUGGAGCUCUUCAAGUCUUUUAGCAUUCGCAGUCGCAAGGAUCUGAAGGAACUGUUCGACACUUAUGCCGUGCCUUGUAGUCGCUCGGGUCCUGACUCUGUCCCACUCUACACCACACUGAGGAUUGAUGACAAACUCACAGGAUUGCAGCCAGAUCUUGAUCUCCUGACUCGCAACGGUUCUGACCUGGGCCUUUUUAUCCGCACACGUCAGCAAAUGUCUGACAACCAGAAGCAGAUUUCAGACGCCAUCGCAGCUGCUAGCAUCGUGACCAAUGGCACUGGAGUGGAGAAUUCAUCCCUGGGUGUGCUGGGACUGGCCAUCUCUCAGCUCAAUGACUUCCUGGUCAACUGUCAGGGAGAACAUCUGAGCUAUGAUGAGAUCCUCAGCAUCAUACAGAAAUUUGAGCCUUCUUCAAACAUGCGUCAGAUGGGGUGGAUGUCCUUUGAAGGAUUUGCCAGGUUUCUUAUGGACAAGGACAACUUUGCCUCUAAAAGUGAGGAGUCUCAAGUGAAUCUGGAUGAGCUCCAGUUUCCGCUCUCGUACUAUUACAUCGAGUCCUCUCAUAACACAUACCUCACGGGCCAUCAGCUGAAGGGAGAGUCUUCAGUGGAGCUCUACAGCCAGGUGUUGCUGCAGGGCUGUCGUAGCGUUGAGUUGGACUGUUGGGACGGGGACGACGGCAUGCCUGUUAUAUACCAUGGACACACUCUUACUACUAAGAUUCCCUUCAAGGAUGUUGUCGAAGCCAUUAAUCGCUCAGCGUUUGUGAACUCAGAGAUGCCCGUGAUUCUGUCCAUCGAAAACCACUGCUCUUUACCACAGCAACGCAAGAUGGCUGAGCUUUUUAAGACAGUGUUUGGUGAGAAGCUGGUGACCAAGUUCCUGUUUGAGAGGGAUUUUGGGGAUGAGCCUUUGCUUCCGUCUCCCCUGCAGCUCCGAGGGAAGAUCUUACUGAAAAAUAAAAAGCUGAAAGCUCACCAGGCUCCAGUGGACAUUCUCAAACAAAAGGCACAUCAGCUGGCUCACAUGCAGGCCCAGGCCAACAACGGCUCAGUCAGCGGAACAUCCCUGGGAAACAAUGACGAAGAAGAAGAGGAGGAAGACGAGUAUGACUAUGAUUAUGAGUCACUGUCUGAUGCUGAUGUCCUCAAUGCUUCCACAGCCUCUUAUGGCCAGGAAGACAAUAUUCUGGACGACAAACCCGAAGGCAAGUCAUCCACUGAGAAACUUCAGUAUGAGUCCAAUGAUGAGAUGCCCAAGCGGUUUAAGAAAGCGGGAAGCAAAGGAAAGAUGUUUGACAUGGAGCUCGGAGAGGAGUUCUACCUGCCCCAGAAUGAGAAGGAGAGCAGACAGAUCGCUCAAGAGCUCUCUGAUCUGGUCAUCUACUGUCAGGCUAUCAAAUUCCCAGGCCUCUCCACCCUCUCCCCAUCAGGCUCUGGAAGGGGAAAAGACAGAAAAAGCCGGAAAUCCAUCUUUGGCAGCGCUCCUGCUCGCGGAAGCCCUGGGGAGCCUGUGACGUUGGUCCGAGCUCCAGGGAAAGCCAGUCUGGAGGGCAUUCGAAUGAACUGGGAGGAACAAACAUCACUAACGCUGAGCCCGAGCACCUCUCUCAGCUCCAUCAUCCGCACACCCAAAUGCUACCACAUCUCCUCUGUCAAUGAGAAUGCUGCAAAGCGUCUGUGUCGCCGCUACUCCCAGAAACUCAUCCAGCACACCAGCUGCCAGCUGCUCCGCACGUACCCUGCAGCCACACGCAUCGACUCCGCCAACCCCAAUCCUCUCAUCUUCUGGCUGCACGGAAUCCAGCUGGUCGCCCUCAACUAUCAGACCGACGACCUGCCCAUGCAGCUGAACGCAGCUCUGUUCGAGGCUAAUGGUCACUGUGGUUAUGUGCUGAAGCCUCCGGUCCUGUGGGAACGAAGCUGCCCUCUCUAUCAGCAAUUUUACCCUCUGGAUCGAGACCUAGAGAACAUGACCCCCACGCUCUACACUCUCACUAUUGUGUCGGGACAGAAUGUGUGUCCGGGGAACUCAAGCGGCAGUCCCUGUGUGGAAGUGGAGGUGUUGGGCAUGCCGGCAGACAGCUGCCAUUUCCGCACCAAGCCCAUUCACCGCAACACACUCAAUCCCAUGUGGAACGAGCACUUCCAGUUCCACGUGCACUUCGAGGAUAUGGCAUUUCUGCGCAUCGCUGUCGUGGAGAACAACAGCUCACAGGUCACCGCUCAGCGGAUACUGCCCCUCAAAACCCUCAAACCAGGCUACAGACACCUGCAGCUGAGGAACCUGCACAACGAGUCUCUGGAGAUCUCUAGUCUGUUCAUCUUCAGCCGCAGGACAGAAGAGAGCCCCACCGGAGGACCAGUGCCUGCGUCUGUGCUGUUCAGCACGGAGGAAAGACGCGCCGCCCAGCAGCACAAAGUGACAGUGCAUGGAGUUCCAGGCCCCGAACCCUUCACCGUAAUCUGCGUUAAUGAAUACACCACGGCCAAGCAGCUCCUGGACUCUUUGUUUCCGACUACCUCCUUCAACUACUUCCUGAUGGAGGAGAAAAUGCCUCUGUGCAAGGAGAAGAGCGAGUCGAAGAAAGCGCCUCAGCAGCGCCCCCUAGCGAAUGACGAGCGGCUCCUGAGAGUUACUCACAGCUGGCAGCCGGAGGAAGGAUAUGUGGGCAGAAUAUACCUGAAAACCAAGGAAGAGCAGAACAUCAGUGAGAAGAACACAGUGAUGGAGGGGGUGGAGGAGGUGAGCAGCGGAGAGGACGACAUGUUCCUCGUGCAGGUUCAUGAUGUUUCUCCUGAGCAGCCUCACACGGUCAUCAAAGCCCCGCGUUACAGCACCGCCCAGGACAUCAUCCAGCAGACUCUGAGCAAAGCCAAGUACUCUCUGAGCAUCCUGAGCAACCCUAACCCAUGUGACUACGUCCUGAUGGAGGAGGUCACUAAAGACGCGGCUGGAAAGAAAUCCUCCUCGGCUAAACCGUGCCAGCGUGUGCUGCAGGACCACGAGUGUGUGUUCCAGGCUCAGAGCCGCUGGAAGGGAGCUGGGAAGUUCAUCCUCAAACUCAAGGAGCAGAUCGCUCGUGAGGACAAGCGUAAGGGCGUGUCUUUUGCCAGUGAGUUACGGAAGCUGACGGGACGGAGUCGGAGCUUGACUGUGAACACGAACGGUUCAGCGGCUCACGAGUCGACACACAGUAAGGAAGAGAAGGCUGCAUGUCCCAGCAUGGUGCCUCUGCCAGAGGCCUCGGAGUGAAGGAGCGCUCUGCAGUGUGUGUGUGUGCAGUGCAUGGAGCUCUCACGAGGGUCUCUGUCGAUGGGGCUGAAGGCCUGGAUGGUCGAGGGACGCUUGGGUUCUCAGAGCGAUCGGGCCCCUGCCCCGUCCCCCUGGACCCUCCCGCUGCUGUGGAACUGGAAGCUGCAUAAGUGAGUCCAGACCCAGAGCAGCACCUCUAGUGUUCACUCCUCUCACGUGAGUGCGAUACAGUGCAGCCUGACGGCCGCUUGAGCUCGUCCCGUGCAGAACACGAUGGUCUGCGUGACCUGGGCUUGCUGAUGGGUGGAGGACGCUUCAGUCACUUCAGCAUGUUACCGGAUGUCAGAUGAAGGCAGUUUCUCCUCACUUCCUAUACUUCUUUUCCUUUUUUAACAGUACUGUAAGUGAAUGCAUCUGUAUGCAUUUCAUGUUUUAUUUGUGGUUUUGCACAUUACCUUGAAGUCCAGCUAUUUUAAUACUUUAUUUACAUCCCUUUUUUUGGAUUUGCUGAAAUGAAAUCGAGCAGCAUAAUGCUCCCAGCACGUUAGUGUAACGCUAUCCUUUUUUGUUUGUUUUUUAGAAGCAAAAUGAUUGACUUCCAAACUUUAGGAUUACUUUUAUGAAUGUAAAUAUGGCGAUCGAGUUCACAGCAAAGGUGCACAGAAAGAUGCAAGGCAGAUUUGUUCUGCAUAUUUUAGCAGCUAAUUUAAUUUGAUGGCUUUCAUUGCACACGUCCUGCACUGCAUUUUAAUGACCAACAGCAAAAAAAAAAAA
Sinocyclocheilus rhinocerous is the source of this 8017-nucleotide messenger RNA. It is a transcript of the gene plce1, whose product is annotated as phospholipase C, epsilon 1. Lineage: Eukaryota; Metazoa; Chordata; Actinopteri; Cypriniformes; Cyprinidae. Gene Ontology annotation, molecular function: guanyl-nucleotide exchange factor activity; phosphatidylinositol-4,5-bisphosphate phospholipase C activity. Gene Ontology annotation, biological process: phosphatidylinositol-mediated signaling; release of sequestered calcium ion into cytosol; G protein-coupled receptor signaling pathway. The transcript is spliced from 34 exons. The record is from RefSeq and is a predicted model, not a curated record. Bases 449 to 7243 code for a protein of 2264 amino acids.